AUGAUCCAGCAGAGCCUCCGGCUAUCAUUUUCAAGUACCUUGAUCACGACAUGGCACGGUCGUCUAGGAAGCAAAGGCUCAACAGGCAAGACAUCAAUUGACUUCAAUUUCCACAUCUUUGAGCCGGAUGUACCAGAAAGCCACGAGUUGUACGAUGUCAAGAUCCUCGUGCUGCAUCACCUGUGGUUUGGACCCUUCCCUGUCUCUUACAAAAAUAUUUGCGAUCAGGAGACACAAGCAAGUAUUGUGCGCAUCAUGUCUGUUUCCAAUAGGGAGUAA
Molecule: messenger RNA, 279 nt
Organism: Aspergillus luchuensis
Lineage: Eukaryota; Fungi; Ascomycota; Eurotiomycetes; Eurotiales; Aspergillaceae
Exons: 2
Coding region: 1-279 (92 amino acids)
Source: RefSeq, a predicted model, not a curated record